Messenger RNA from Colossoma macropomum (tambaqui), 3383 nucleotides. It is a transcript of the gene slc16a7, whose product is annotated as solute carrier family 16 member 7. Gene Ontology annotation, molecular function: monocarboxylic acid transmembrane transporter activity. NCBI's taxonomy places the organism in Eukaryota, Metazoa, Chordata, Actinopteri, Characiformes, Serrasalmidae. The record is from RefSeq and is a predicted model, not a curated record. Gene Ontology annotation, cellular component: membrane. Bases 259 to 1752 code for a protein of 497 amino acids. The transcript has 6 exons. Gene Ontology annotation, biological process: monocarboxylic acid transport; transmembrane transport.
UACUGAUAAGAGCUGGCAGCGGCGGGCGGCGGCUGUUAAAGGCAAAAGCACAGGUGUGAUAAGAAAAAGACUGAUGAACAUGUGGUGAUCUACAACCGUCUCUCACCAACUCCACGCAGAGGUUUAAAUGAAAAAAUACCGGAUUUUCAAUGUGGUCAGACCUUUGGACUGCACUGUAUAUUUCCGUAGCUGUAAAUAUUGCAACCCCUGGUUCCUAUCACCACCACUGUAAAGAACUCUGAGUCUAAAGCACCCACAAUGCCCCCUGCAACUGCUACUAAUCUGGGCUACACUCCUCCUGACGGAGGCUGGGGGUGGGCGGUGGUGUUUGGAUCCUUCAUCUCCAUUGGCUUCUCCUACGCCUUUCCCAAAUCCCUCACCAUCUACUUCAAGGAGAUCCAGGAGUACUUCUCCAUCUCCUACAGCGAGAUCGCAUGGGUUUCUUCCAUCAUGCUCGCUACCAUGUAUGCAGGAGGACCCGUGAGCAGUAUACUGGUCAAUCGCUAUGGAAGCCGGCCAGUGGUCAUGGUUGGCGGCCUCAUGGUUGGGGUCGCUAUGGUCUCUGCUUCCUUUGGCACUACCAUAAUGCAUCUGUACUUAUGCGUAGGAGUCAUUGGAGGUAUUGGCCUUGCCUUUAACCUACAACCUGCGCUGACCAUCAUUGGGAAAUACUUCCUUGUGAAGCGGCCAAUCGCCAAUGGUUUGGCUAUGGCAGGAAGUCCAGUAUUUUUGUGCACUCUGGCGCCACUAAACCAGUUUCUGUUUGACAACUUUGGCUGGAGAGGGAGCUUCUUCGUCUUGGGAGCCAUAGUGCUCAACUGCUGCGUGGCUGGAGCCUUGAUGAGACCCAUUAACAUCAAAACGAAGCCACCUGUGAGCCAAAGUGCUAGUGGCCAAGGAGCAGCUGGUGAGGUGGGCAAAGGAGAGGGGGAUACUGACCCUCAAGUGGUUGGCUUACUUAAUGGGAAGCAGCAGCCCAAGGAGGCAGGAUGUGCAGCACGAGUGAACGAAUUCAUCGACCUGACUCUCUUCAAGCAUCGCGGCUACCUCAUCUAUCUAGCGGGGAAUGUGGUGAUGUUUUUCGGCUUCUUUGCCCCUGUCGUGUUCCUGGCCCCCUACGCCAAGCACCAGGGCAUUGAUGAGUACUCUGCAGCCUUCCUGCUCUCAAUCUUUGCUCUGGUGGACAUGGUGGCUCGGCCAGGGACCGGCCUGGUGGCCAACACCAAAUGGAUCCGGCCCCGGAUUCAGUACUUCUUUAGCUUCUCUGUGGCAUAUAACGGGGUGUGUCAUUUAGUUCUACCCCUGCUGCCUGGAUAUACAGGCCUGGUGGCGUAUGCUGUGUUCUUCGGGCUGGCCUUUGGGAUGGUGUGUGCGCUGCUUUUCGAGGUGCUGAUGGAUUUGGUGGGAGCCCAGCGGUUCUCCAGUGCUGUUGGCCUCGCCACCAUCAUAGAAUGCUGCCCUGUUCUCCUGGGGCCUCCGAUUUCUGGAGCGUUGGUCGACAUCUUCAUGGACUAUAAGUACAUGUACUAUGCAUGUGGCGUUAUGAUGCUGGUCCCGGGACUCUUUCUCUUCAUCAUGAACUUCUUCAACUACAGAUGGCUGGAGAAGGAAGAGCGAGAGAGGAAGCAGGAGGAGCUUCAGAUCGGUUCUGCCAGAGAGCUUGCUGCUAUUGAGGAGGCCACUGAUGCUAAGCAUGGCAUCAAACUCAUUCAAGAGAAGCACUUAACAGACUCAGAGAGCACAGAGGCGUAAAGUGCUUAUAUUAUCAGUGGAAAGAUGCUUCAUUUAUAUCUUCAUAUAAGAUUUAUUACUAGCAUAUUGAUGCAUUGAUGUUGCUAGAACUUUUUUGGCUAUAAAAUAAUUUUUGAUUGUCCAUCUGAGCUAAUUCUUUAUUUUCUUUAUUAUAUUCGCUACUUUCCCUGCUGUAGCACACCGAAUGAGCCUGCUAACUCAGUGCUGAGUGGAAUCAGGUGAGAUGGAGCAGGAAAAUCACCAUACUGUGCUGGACAACAGCCGUCCAGUACCAGAGCUGAACACACCUGAUCUAAUAUGUAUCUAUGUGUCAUUAUUCAAAUGGAAUAGUUCAUAGUCAAUAUUAAAUUACACAAACUCUUAAACAUCCAAACAAUCCGAAGACGGUUCUUGCGACAAAAAAGACCUGCAACACUGUUUAUUAGUAUGUAUUUAAAAUGACGCCACUGUUAAAGAUAACAGCUUCUAUAGGCUUCUUGUGAACGUUUUUUUUUUAUUGUUUUGCCAAAUAGUGGUGUCAUCUUAAAUAAACACUGAUAAAUACUGUUGCAGGUUUUCAUAACAAGGCCCGUAUGGAAAGCUUGUGGACCCUUAAUCUGAGAUGCAAACAAUCACCAGCAAGACGUAGUCUAACAGCUCACAGCAGAGAUGCUCACAACUUGCUUCCUGCAAGCCUGAGCCCAAGUCUCAAAUCUCUGAGUCUGAAUCGAGUCUCAAGUCUGAGUAGAGUCUCAAGUUUCUGAGGUGCAAAUCUGAGUCGAGUCUGGAGUCUCUGGGCGUCCGAGUGGAGUCUUGAGUGUCUGAGAUGCAAGUCUGAGUCUGGAGUCUCUGAGGUGCGAAUCUGAGUUGAGUCUUAGGUCUUUGAUGUGUAAGUCGGAGUCGAGUCUAAAAUGUCUGGGGGUACGAGUUCGAGACGAGUCUAGAGUCUAAGGUGGGUGUUUGAGUUGAGUCUCAAAUCUCUGAGUUGAGUCUGGAGUCUGAGUUGAGCCGAGCCUGGAGUCUCAGUGGUGCAAGUCCAAGUGGAAUCUCAAGAAAUAUGAGUAUGAGUCAAGUCUCGGGUCUCUAAGGUGCAAGUCCGACUUGUGUCUCGAGUCUCUGAGCUUUGAGUCUGAGUCAAGUCUUGAGUCUCUGAGGUCUCAAUUAUCAAGAGUUUGAGGUACAAGUCUGAGGCGACUCUCGAGUCUCUGAGGUGCGAGUCUGAGUCUCUGGGAUACAAGUCCAAGUUGAGUCUAGAGUCUCUGAGGUGUGAAUUGAGUUGAGUCUGAAGUUGGUGAGAUGUGAAUUGAGCCUCAAGUUUCUGAGGUGCAAGUCUGAGUUGAGUCUAGAGUCUCCAGGGUACGAGUCUAAAUCAAGUCUGCAGUCUCAGCGAAGCGAGUCAGAGUGGAAUCUUGAGUCUGAAAUAUGACUCUGAGUCAAGUCCUGAGUCUCUGAGGUGCAGGUCAGAGUCUUGAGAGUCAAGUCUGGAGUCUCAGGGGUGCAAGCCUGGGUGGAAUCUCGAGUCUCUGUGAUACACAUUGGAGUCAGGUCUCAAGUCUCUGAGGUGACAGAACGCUGUUAUGUUAAUGACACUGAUAGAUAUUUUACCAGAAAUUUCUGCAAAUUUACAUAAAAUAAGUAUUCAUCACUAUCAA